UCUGCCGGAGAGCAGCGCUGCUCGGCGGACACACGCAGCCCGAGGAGCCGCUCCUCCGCAGCAGGAUGAACGGAUAUGAACCUCCAGCUCUCGGCUCCUACAGCUCACAGACCAAUGGCCAUGGCUCUCAGUCUCCGGAGCCUCCUAAAAAUAAAGCCAAGUCCAGUGCCAAAGCUCUCUACGAACAAAGGAAACACUUCACCAAAACCAGCAUCAACAGUCUGACGGACACGUCGCAGUACCACGUGGAGCACUUGACCACGUUCGUGUUGGACCGUAAAGACGGGAUGAUCACGGUGGACGACGGCGUCCGACGCCUCCGUCUGCUGGACGCUAAAGGAAAGGUCUGGACUCAGGAGAUGCUGCUGCAGGUGGAGGAGAAGACCAUCAGCCUCAUCGACCAGGAGACGAAGAACGAGUUGGAGAACUUCCCCAUGGGGACGAUCCAGCACUGCCAGGCGGUGAUGAACGCCUGCAGCUACGACUCCAUCCUGGCUCUGGUGUGCAAAGACUCGGGUCAGAGCAAACCCGACCUCCACCUGUUCCAGUGUGACGACAUCAAGGCGAAUCUGAUCCACGCAGACAUAGAAAGUGCCAUGAUCGACGCCAAAGGAGGCAAAGUGAAGAAGAGACCGGAGGCGUUAAAGAUGAUCCUGAAGAGCGACGGGGUCAUCCCCCCUCCCCCCGCUGCUCCCGCCCAAGCACCGGGGUCGUCCAAUCAGGUGGACGUGAAGAGCCGAGCGGCCGCCUGGUCGGCGUGGACUAAUGAGCAGCAAGACUAUGAGAGGCAGCAGCUGGUAUCGGAGGACGACGGGCCGGUGGAGAUGACGGCGGCCCGAGUGGACCGAGACGUGCAAAUCCUGAACCACAUCCUGGACGACAUCGAGCUGUUCGUCACCAAACUUCAGAAGGCUGCCGAGGCCUUCAGCGAGCUCUCCAAGAGGAAGAAGGUCAAGAAGGGCAAGAAGAAAGGUCCGGGAGAGGGCGUCCUCACUCUGCGCUCCAAACCUCCCGGAGAGGACGAGUUCGUCGACUGUCUGCAGAAGUUCAAACACGCCUUCAACCAGCUGGGGAAACUGUCGGAUCACAUCCAGAACCCGAGUGCUGCUGAUCUGCUCCACUUCCUCUUCUCUCCUCUCAGGAUGGUGAUCCAGGCGUCCGGCGGUGUGGAUCUGGCUCGUAGCGUCGUGGUUCCUCUUCUGACCAGAGAGGCCAUCGACUUCCUUCACGCCUCGGGGACGGCGGAGGAGAGACACCUGUGGGUCACCCUGGGAGACGGCUGGACCAGAUGCAGGUUGGAGUGGCCGAAGCAGCACUACUUCCCCCCCUGUGUGCUGACGUUUCAGGACGGCUGGGAGCCGCCGCUGAUCCAGGACUCUCAGUCCAGAGACCAGGACCUGAAUCAGCUGGCUGAGAGUCUCAACGCCGCUGAGAUCCAGAGACAAGAGGAUCUCAGGAUCCGCCUGGAGGAGCCCCCCCCCUCAGACGGGUACGCCUCCUGCAGCUCCUACAAACGGAUGCAGAUCCUGGAUCAGGACUCGACCGUGGCUGCUUUUAAUCAGGCCGUCAGCCGCCGCGUAGACCGGAGUUUUGAUGCUGACAGCAGAAUCCAACCAAAAGUUUUUGCCAAAUCAAAAUACGACUUUGUGGCGAGAAACAACACGGAGCUGUCCGUCCUCAAAGACGAAGUCGUCGAGGUUCUGGACGACAGGAAGCAGUGGUGGAAGGUGGGUAACGGCGGCGGGGAGUCCGGCUACGUGCCAAACAACAUCCUGGAGGUCACCAAGGCCGUGGACAUGACGGGCAGAGGAGAGCCCAUCUACAGCCACACCAUACAGAAGCAGACCACCAGGACCGACCAGGUCCCCGGUAAACCUGUCGUGCCCCCGAUGCCUCCGGCUCCGACGCCGCCCCCUCCGGCCCCCGCCAGGCUCCCCACGCCGCCGCUGCCUCCUCCGGCCUCCAAGCCGGCCGCCAGCAGCAGCAGCGUCGCCGCCAGCCGCCGAAACAGCACCACGUCCAGCGACAACGGCAGCAUCGCCAUGAGGGACCACAAGAACCAGAGACCUCCACCCGUCACCCGAAGGAAAUCCAACAUGGAGGAGGUUCAGGACGAGCUGAUGCACCGACUGACUUUAGGUCGCAGCGCUCAGAAGAAGUUUCAGGGUUCUACUCGCGGCGCCGGCGGUUUGCCGCCAAACAGCAUCAGCUACGACUCGUCACCGGAGGACGUCAGAGUCUGGUUAGAGGCCAAAGGCUUCAGUCCAGUCACCAUCACCAGCCUCGGCGUCCUGACUGGAGCUCAGCUCUUCUCUCUCAACAAAGAGGAGCUGAAGACGGUUUGUCCCGACGACGGAGCUCGAGUCUUCAGCCAGGUCACCGUCCAGAAGGCGGCGCUGGAGAGGAGUUCAGGCUCUGAGCUCCAGGAGAUCAUGAGGAGGCGGCAGGAGAAACUGGCCACCGUCACCUGUGAUUCAGGGGUGGAGUCUUUUGACGAAGGCAGCACCCACUGAGCUCCUCGUGGCUUCCUUCCCUCCUUCCCUCCUUCCCUUCCCUCCUUUACUUUCAUUUUCUACUCCCUUCAAACUGCAGCCUGCUGUUUUCUCGUCCUCUCCGUCCUCAGGCGGCGUCCGACCACGCUGAGUUUGUGGAGAUCAUGCGGCGUCGGCAGGAACUCCUCAGCUCGUCUCCGUAGGAAAACGUUAUCAAACCUCAGAGAGAACAUUCUGCCAUGUUUGCCUGAAGUUCACGUGGACGCUUUUUGGAAACGAUGAAGGAGUUUUUGUGACUUUGUUGAAAUUGUGACUAAUGUUCCAAAGCGAAGCCUCUCAGUAUUAAUGUUCGGAGGUCGUUUGUGCCUCUCGUGUAUCCAAGAAACAAAACCUUUAUUUCUAAAACCUUCAAAGAAUAUAAAUUCAGUCCAACGAACAAUUGAAUCCGAUUUUCAUCCCGUUUUAUCAAAACUACUGACGUAAAUCAAAAUUCAAGACAUUUGUUAUCAGCUGUGUUCAAACUUAAAAAAUCUAAUUUUCCUGAGAAAACAACUUUAAUUCAUCAUCUCUCAAUAACAAACAAUUAAGUAAACAUAAGUAGCUAACUGUCUCUGCCGUCACAAGAAAAAUAAUAAAUAAUGGAAUAAAUAUAAAUAAUAAAAUAAUUCAUAAUAUCUUGUGUAAUAUAUUAUGUAUAAGUUGUGCGUUAGAUACGAUAGAUAUCAUCUUGUUCCCACAAGAUAAUACUUUAUUAUUAUACAUCGUAUCUUGUGAAGAAAGAUUGUUUCUGUUUCAUAAAUCAGAUGUUUGAUUCUGUGACUUUGAUGUCAUGAAGAUAAACGAGAAGCACAAACUUCAGAUGGAGGUCGAUGGUUUGUGAAGAAAACUAAAAGAAUAAAGAGAAUGUUGAAAUAAAUUGUUCUAGAAAACAUAUUGAUAAAAAUCUAACUGUACAUUUCUAGACGAGAGUUAUGAUAUUCAUAGUAUAUAAUCGUUUUGUUUUAUGGUUAUAUCAAAAGUUUAAUAUAAUUUAAUAUAGAACUGAUCAGCUGAAAAAGUGAAAAUUAUUUUCUUGAAAUGCACAAUAACUUUAUGAUAACGUCUCUUUUAUGGACAUCAUGUGAUUUAGAGUUAGAAACAAACUAACUGAUUAGAUCUUAUUAGAUUUGGCGAUCAGCAUUUUUGCACAAUAAAUAAUAAAAAUGUAAUUAUUUCUGAGCUGAAGGUUCAGAACUCUGAUUCAGAAUCAAAGUUAAAAUCUGUUUCUGUCCAAACACUGAAAUGAAUGUUUGCUGCUGACUCAGCAAUGUUCCCACCUCAACAUGAUGAAUGUGAUUUAUUCAGGCUCCGCCCACAGAAACAGGUGAUUAAAAGAGAAAAAGUCCUGUCAGUCAUCUUACAUCAUCAUGUCUGACAUCAUCAUGUGUGACAUCAUGUGUGACAUCAUCAUGUCAGAACUAAAUAGGAACCGUGGGAACUAAUAACUUUGGGAACAUAGGACCUAGGGGAACAUAGGACCAAAGGAAUUUAGGACUAUGGGAACUUUGGACUUUGGGAACAUAAAGCUUGGUUAGCAAAAAGACUGUCACUCUACAUGAAUAACUAAAAAUAACAUCGGUGCUUUCAUCACUGACUGACGGGACUAAAUAUUAAACAUUUGUGUAGUUGGAGUUGUCUUUUCAGGCAGGUCUUUAAUUUCAUCUGUUAAAUACUCAACACUUCCUCAAUGUUUAUUUGUAUUCAUGAAACAUUCAAUAUCUAAUCAUCAGAACAACAACACAGUCAUAUCAUACUCAACACUGCUCAGUCACUAAUCAUUUCCAAGCUGAUGUCAAUGGAAGUCGACUAGAAACCCAUCGAUCAGAUUAUCUGCUGAUACAGAUGGUCAGAACUACCAAUACUCCCUCUUGAUCAUAAUUAAGAAAAGAAACAGCAGAGUGGUGAGUAUGACAUAACUUUAAUGUUGACUUUAAUACAUUUACCAUGUGGGUCAUUAUAGGUCAUUAAGUAAAUCUAGUACUCUUAGUUAAAAGCUUUUUAUUUUUACGGGACUGUUAUCUGUUCGUGCUGGACAUGAACUGCCUGCCUGUCAUUACGAUUAUAUAAUGUCAUUAUUCAAAUACCUUUUAUUUCAGAAUUUUACGGUAAAACUCUUCAUCUGUAGAUUUAAACAACAAACCUAAAGCUGUUGAGGAGUUCGUCAAAUGUUAGAAAAAAACAAACAUCAGUAAGCAAAAAAUGAUUUCUACUCAAACUAAUAGCACCAUGAGUGUUUUUUGUACCGAGCAGCCUGAAACAACAAACACAAUAAACACUAUAUACAUAUAUAUAUAUAUUACAUAUAUAAUAUAUAAUGUGUACCUAAAUCAGCCAGUACAUUCUUUACUCACUGUGGCAUUGAUUGAUUGAUUGUAUUGAUUUUGUUUUAUGCACUUAAGUUUCUCGUCCGUUCUCUUGGUCGAGUUUAAAGGAAAUAAACGGUGGAGAUCGUGAAUGAAAAGAUGUUUCUGUGUCUGAACUGUAGCUCAACACUGUAAAAUGAAUCUAAUGAUUAAAGCUGAGUAGAUGCUGAUGAGAGCAGAGUAACGUUUGUGUAUUUAGUGAACUGUCCACGUACCAAACAGUUCUAGAAGCCAACAACAAAGAAAUGUUAGAGAGAAUUCACUACAAACAUGUAUUUGUAUGUGUAGUUUUCAUGGUGCCUUUUUCUAUAUAAAUCUGCUCAUUCUGCAAUAAAACAUUUAUAAAAAUAA
Messenger RNA from Anoplopoma fimbria (sablefish), 5245 nucleotides. RefSeq names its product epidermal growth factor receptor pathway substrate 8a (gene eps8a). Gene Ontology annotation, molecular function: actin binding. NCBI's taxonomy places the organism in Eukaryota, Metazoa, Chordata, Actinopteri, Perciformes, Anoplopomatidae. Gene Ontology annotation, cellular component: vesicle; plasma membrane; ruffle membrane. Gene Ontology annotation, biological process: regulation of Rho protein signal transduction; Rho protein signal transduction; positive regulation of ruffle assembly. The record is from RefSeq and is a predicted model, not a curated record.